Molecule: messenger RNA, 432 nt
Organism: Mucor velutinosus
Lineage: Eukaryota; Fungi; Mucoromycota; Mucoromycetes; Mucorales; Mucoraceae
Exons: 3
Coding region: 1-432 (143 amino acids)
Biological process (GO): mRNA splicing, via spliceosome
Cellular component (GO): U12-type spliceosomal complex
Molecular function (GO): pre-mRNA intronic binding; U12 snRNA binding
Source: RefSeq, a predicted model, not a curated record
AUGACCUCUAUUGAUCCUAAUCAAACACUGUACAUUACCAACUUGAAUGGGCGCAUCACAGUAGAAGAACUCAAGUUAUCCCUGUACGGAUUAUUCGCCACAUAUGGACCCAUCUUGGACAUCACAGCUAAAAAGACAGAAAAGAUGCGUGAGCAAGCUUUCGUUGUGUACGCUAAUGUCGCCUCAGCAACCACAGCCAAGAGAAGUCUAAAUGGAUUUACAUUCUUUGGCAGACCCAUCAAAAUUGAAUACGCAAAGACAAAAUCAGACGCUAUUGCCAAGUUGGACGGUACAUUUAGACUGAGGACAUACAAGGAUAAAUCUGGAAACGAAAUGGGAUUAGCAAAGAGAAGCAUGGAUGAAGACGAUACCGAGAGAUCCUCAAAAAUGGCUAGAACAGAGAGCGACGAGAGCGAUGAAGACCAUGCAUAA